AUGGAUGAAUCUGCACUGACCCUUGGCACAAUAGAUGUUUCUUACCUGCCAAAUUCAUCAGAAUACAGUGUUGGUCGAUGUAAGCAUGCAAACGAGGAAUGGGGUGAGUGUGGUUUCAGACCUACUGUCUUCAGAUCUGCAACCUUAAAAUGGAAAGAAAGCCUAAUGAGCCGGAAAAGGCCAUUUGUUGGAAGAUGUUGUUAUUCCUGUACUCCCCAGAGCUGGGAUAAAUUUUUCAACUCCAGUAUCCCAUCUUUGGGUUUGCGGAAUGUUAUUUAUAUCAAUGAAACUCACACAAGGCAUCGAGGAUGGCUUGCAAGACGUCUUUCUUAUGUGCUUUUUGUUCAAGAGCGAGAUGUCCAUACAGGCAUGUUUGCCGCCAACGUGACGGAAAAUGUCCUGAACAGCAGUAGAGUACAGGAGGCAAUUGCAGAAGUGGCUGCUGAAUUAAAUCCUGAUGGUUCUGCCCAGCAGCAGUCAAAAGCCAUCAAUAAAGUGAAAAAGAAAGCCAAAAGGAUCCUUCAAGAAAUGGUUGCCACUGUCUCACCAACGAUGAUCAGACUGACGGGAUGGGUGUUGCUCAAACUGUUCAACAGCUUCUUUUGGAAUAUUCAAAUUCACAAAGGCCAACUUGAGAUGGUUAAAGCUGCAACUGAGAUGAAUUUGCCACUUCUGUUUCUACCAGUUCACAGAUCACACAUUGAUUAUCUGCUGCUCACGUUCAUUCUCUUCUGCCAUAACAUCAAGGCGCCAUACAUCGCUUCCGGCAACAAUCUCAACAUUCCCAUCUUCAGUACCUUGAUCCAUAAGCUUGGGGGCUUUUUCAUCCGACGAAGGCUAGAUGAAACACCAGAUGGGAGGAAGGAUAUUCUCUAUAGAGCUUUGCUCCACGGGCAUAUAGUUGAACUACUUCGACAGCAGCAAUUCUUAGAGAUUUUUCUGGAAGGCACACGCUCUAGGAGUGGGAAAACCUCCUGUGCUCGGGCAGGACUUUUGUCAGUUGUGGUUGAUACGCUGUCUACCAAUACCAUCCCAGACAUCUUGAUCAUACCUGUUGGAAUCUCCUAUGAUCGCAUCAUUGAAGGUCACUACAAUGGCGAACAACUGGGAAAACCUAAGAAGAACGAGAGCCUUUGGAGCGUAGCUAGAGGCGUUAUCAGAAUGUUACGAAAAAACUACGGAUGUGUCAGAGUGGAUUUUGCACAACCAUUUUCCUUAAAGGAAUAUUUAGAAAGCCAGAGUCAGAAACCCGCAUCUGCUCCACUCUCCCUGGAGCAGGCAUUGCUACCAGCCAUCCUUCCUCCAAGACCCAGUGAUGCUGCUGAUGAAGGUGCAGACACAUCUGUUACCGAGCCCAGAAAUGCAACAGGUGAAUCCUUCCGAAGAAGAUUAAUUGCCAAUCUGGCCGAGCACAUCCUCUUCACUGCUAGCAAGUCCUGUGCCAUUAUGUCAACACACAUCGUGGCCUGCCUGCUCCUCUACAGACACAGGCAGGGAAUUGAUCUCUCCACAUUAGUGGAGGACUUCUUUGUGAUGAAGGAGGAAGUCCUGGCUCGAGAUUUUGACCUGGGGUUCUCAGGAAACUCCGAAGAUGUAGUUAUGCACGCCAUCCAGCUGCUGGGAAAUUGUGUCACGAUCACUCACACCAGCAGGAACGAUGAGUUUUUUAUUACUCCUAGCACAACUGUCCCAUCAGUCUUUGAACUCAACUUCUACAGCAACGGGGUACUCCACGUCUUCAUCAUGGAGGCCAUCAUAGCCUGCAGCCUUUAUGCGGUUCUGCACAAGAGGGGCUCCGGAGGGUCUGCGGGAACGUCCCCUAACUUGAUCAGCCAGGAGCAGCUCGUGCGGAAGGCCGCCAGCCUGUGCUAUCUGCUCUCUAAUGAAGGCACCAUAGCUCUUCCCUGCCAGACAUUUUACCAAAUUUGCCACGAGACAGUAGGAAGGUUUAUCCAGUAUGGCAUUCUCACAGUGGCAGAGCAAGAUGACCAAGAAGAUACUAGUCCUGGUCUCGCUGAGCAGCAGUGGGACAAGAAGCUUCCGGAGCCUUUGUCUUGGAGAAGCGAUGAAGAAGAUGAAGACAGUGAUUUUGGUGAGGAGCAGCGAGAUUGCUACCUGAAGGUGAGCCAGUCCAAGGAGCACCAGCAGUUCAUCACCUUCCUGCAGAGGCUCCUGGGGCCCCUGUUGGAGGCCUAUAGCUCUGCCGCCAUCUUCAUCCACAACUUCGCCGGCCCGGUUCCGGAGCCAGAGUAUCUGCAGAAGUUGCACAAAUACCUGAUCGCCAGGACGGAAAGAAGCGUCGCUGUGUAUGCCGAGAGUGCCACUUACUGCCUUGUGAAGAAUGCUGUGAAAAUGUUCAAGGAUAUUGGGGUUUUCAAAGAGACCAAACAAAAGAGAGUGUCUGUUUUAGAACUCAGCAGCACGUUUCUACCUCAGUGCAACCGGCAAAAACUCCUAGAAUACAUUCUGAGCUUCGUGGUGCUGUAG
Molecule: messenger RNA, 2487 nt
Organism: Puma concolor (puma)
Lineage: Eukaryota; Metazoa; Chordata; Mammalia; Carnivora; Felidae
Source: RefSeq, a predicted model, not a curated record